This is a messenger RNA of Penaeus monodon (black tiger shrimp), 2605 nucleotides long. Its product is annotated as collagen alpha-1(I) chain-like. NCBI's taxonomy places the organism in Eukaryota, Metazoa, Arthropoda, Malacostraca, Decapoda, Penaeidae. The record is from RefSeq and is a predicted model, not a curated record.
AUGGCCGGUUUCCCCCGGCAGAAGGGGGGCAGGAGCCAGCAGGUGAUCCAGCCCCCUUACGGGCCCUCGGGCGAACCCGGCCUCCCAGGCAACCGGGGUCCCGAGGGCGGGCCCGGCAGCGUGGGCUACGGCGGCGCCCUCGGGGAAAAGGGCUUCAAGGGCCAGAGGGGAAGCGACGGCCAGAAGGGCAAGACGGGGCGGCCGGGCCAGGUGGGGCCGCUCGGGGCCAAGGGCUUCAAGGGCGCCCCGGGCAUGGCCGGCUUCCCCGGCAGGAAGGGAGGCAGGGGUGACGGAGGCCAGGCCGGGCUGGACGGCCGCCCGGGCCUCGUGGGCGAAAUCGGCCUCCCGGGGAUUUACGACCCGUUCGAUUCCACGAUUUAUAGGUCACAAAAUGCAGGUCACAAAACGCAGGUCACUUACUGCAACAGGUCAUUUGCCCCCAAAAUACAGGUCAUUUCAAACCAUGUAGGUCCUCUUACAGGUCAUUUAAGUGAUCAUUUUCACCUCAGACAGGUCACGCAGGUCAGGUCACUCCAUACAGGUCAGGCAGGUCAUUCUACCCCCAAAGCUAUUUAUCUAACAGGUCAUGUCACCCCAGACAGGUCUCUUACAGGUCUCGCAGGCCUGAUCGGCGCUCCAGGUCGUCGCGGCUUCAGGGGGGGACCUGGCAUCCCAGGUCGCAAGGGCAUACCUGGUGACCCGUCGUUUGGCAACAAGGGACUAGACGGACGACCUGGGAGACCUGGCAGCAACGGGGUCACGGGGGCCAUCGGCUUUCCAGGUCCUACAGGCCCCAAGGGAUUCCCCGGACGAGGCCGGCCUAUCCUUGGCCCUAAGGGUGCCAAGGGUAUCAUGGGCCCUGCUGGGGAGCCUGGCCUCAUGGGUGCCAAUGGGAGGGUCGCUUUCGACGGUGCCAAAGGCCAGAAGGGGGAUCGCUGCGUGCCCAAAGAACACCCCAAAGAACACCCCAAAGAACUGUUUCCCAAACCCCCAAAGAACGCUCACCAGCAACUGGCCCCGGGGGGAUUUCGGGCCCCGGGGGGACCCCGGGAAUCCCUGUUUGGGUGGUCUCCCGGGCCCCCCGGGGCCCAAAGGGACCCCCCGGCCGUGGGUUUGCCUGGUUUUCGGGGUAUUAAGGGCGAAACCGGGGGCUUAUGUGGAUCUCUGGGUACUCUGUUGGCUGUGUAUAUUUAUUCAGGUCAAAGGGUGCCCCCGGUUCGACACGACCUGGCCUCAAAGGGCGGGCGGGCUCAAAGGGUGAAUUCAAUGAGGUCAAAGGGUGAGAGUAAAAGGGUGGGGUCGAAGGUAAAGGUCAGAAGGGUCAAGGGUGAGAGGUCAGAUGAGGGCCCCAAGGGAGACCGCGGCGCCCCCGGCCUCAGAGGGAGAGACGGUCAGAUUAUAAGUAAAGACGGAUCGAAGUAUAUUCUCCUGGUUAAGGGAGAUCAGGGAGAUCAGGGUCCCCCCGGCUUCGUAGGGGACGUGGGUAUGCCAGGGGUCCCUGGGCCCCCGGGGGAGCGAGGACCUGACGGACCCCCAGGGCUGUCCAGUCCAGGGCGCCAGGGCCUGAAGGGCUACCCUGGCAGCCCUGGCGACAUGGGGCGCGUGGGGAGAAAAGGCGAACCCGGAUUUAAUGGAGAACCGGGACUGGAGGGUCUCCCAGGCAUCAAGGGCGAGCUAGGUGAGGACGGGCGUAGCGGAGACUCAGGGCGCAGAGGAGAUCAAGGUCGACCUGGAGCCAAGGGCGAGCCAGGGUUGCCAGGUCAGGAAGGUCAGCCAGGUCGCGCCGGCCUGCCAGGUCGCGCGGGAGAGGACGGACGACCUGGCACUACAGGUUUCCGAGGUUUAAAAGGAGAGGAGGGGCUGAUGGGGGUUCCAGGUCAGGCAGGUACGCCAGGUCGGCCAGGUAACUCAGGUCAGCUGGGUCGCAAGGGGCAGCCUGGUGACCUGGGGCGACCUGGUAAUCUCGGCUUCGACGGGAAUCCAGGUCCAAAGGGCCAGAAGGGCUUCCUCGGAAACCCCGGCUUGCGAGGCGCGCCGGGCGACAACGGGACCCACGCGGGACACGGCGAUGAGGGCUUCCAAGGGCUUCCCGGCGAGCCUGGCAUCCCCGGCGUGCCAGGCCCCCGGGGGCUGGUGGGGGCCCCGGGGGAGGAGGGCCAGGGGUACCAGGGCCCCCAGGGGCGCGUCGGCCUCGUCGGCGAGAGAGGAAAUCCCGGUCUGCCGGGGAUUAAUGGCAAGAAGGGCGAAAUGGGAGCCAUGGGUCUCCCAGGAACAGCUGGCAUCCGAGGCGACCCCGGGGAAGCGGGGCUUCCUGGACCCCACGGCGGGGAGCUCAUAGGACCCCAGGGACCCGACGGGAGAAUAGGACUCAAAGGACAGCCAGGAGAUGCUGGUCGCUUCGGCAUCGCAGGUCCCCCAGGCGACCCGGGCCCCCAGGGCACGAACGGCAGCCCCGGGCGCCAAGGGCUACCCGGGCCGACCAGGCGACAGGGGCCCCACAGGACCCACGGUGGGAGGGACCCCUGCGGAGGCAGGCGAGGCCGGGCGCCAGGGAAGCGCCGGAGAGAGGGGAUUCGACGGGCUGCCAGGACCCAGGGGGAUUAAG